CUAUCAUUCAGCUUGGUUUAUGUAUUGCAAUGCUGACUGGCUUUGGUAUUUAUUCUUUCCCGUCAAGACCGUUAAUCUGAAGCAACCACAGACACAACAUGCAGCCCGUCCCCGCAGGUUAUCCCAUAGCAAAGCUGACCGGACCUAUGAUCGUAGCCUAUUUCUUCCACUGGGCACUCUUCGGGACUCUUUCUUUGCAGCUGUAUCUGUACUAUCUAGCAUUUCCGAAGGACAAGAAGUCCACGAAAUAUUUCGUCUAUGGCAUAUACGUUGCCGAAUUUGCUCAGACAAUGCUUGUCGCCCACGACGCCUUUGCAGUGUUCGGUUACGGCUUUGGUGAUAUUGAAGCCCUCACUCGCAUGAAUUCCAAUUGGCUCACUGUUCCCGUCAUGAGCGCUGCUGCUGCUUGUGUCGCACAAGUCUUCUAUGCGUAUCGAAUUUUCAUCCUAUCAAAGUCACGGAUCAUCCCGAUAUUCGUCACCUGUGUGUCCUUGACCAGCUCUGUGGCAGGUAUAAUCACAGGCGUCUACUCCUUCCAAGCGGGUAACAUCACUAAACUCAACAACAGGAAGACGUCCAUCGCCGUCGGGAUUUGGUGCGGUGCCUCUGCCUUAUGUGAUAUCGUCAUCGCUAUCUGCAUGACUUACUACCUUACGUGCAGCGAUACUGUCUUCCGUCGCACCCGAAUGGUUGUCACCAAGCUAAUUCGUCUCACUAUCGAAACGGGAUCUGUGACAGCUGUUUUCGCUUUACUUAACCUUAUCCUCUUUUAUGCAUUCCCUCAUCAGACUUUCUACACGACACCUGCCUUGCUCAUGCCCAAGUUGUAUGCUAACACCGUUUAUAUGGUGCUGAAUUCGCGAAUCCAAAUUAAUGGAGGACGGGAUAUUUAUACGUCUUCUUCUGAUAUGAGGAGCAUCACCACCACUCUGAUACAGGAUAACAAUCUCCAAUCAACACAAGGUACAAUCCGAAACGGGAAGCAAGGACGGGCGCCAAUGGUCACGAUAACUAAAGAGGUAUUCAACGAUGAUUAUGAGAUGGGUCAAAUGAAUGACAAACUAGAAGAAGCAUGAGUCUAAUCGUAUAACUGUACUGUACGUUCUUUGAACCGAACCCCGUAUAGGAACCUGCCCUGGUUAUCUACUGUCUUGUUGUAACAAAUACCGAAGCCGAAUUUUACAAGCUUACUAAGACGUAUCCCGCUCAGCUUAUAUGGCCAUUUAGAGGAUUGAUUUCUGUUCGACUUGAGCUUAUCUUCCCGAUCCAAACCUUUGUCGAUGACCAGUGAAUCUGCUGGCGGUGAUACUCGUCUGCAGAAAGUAGAAACAAUGAGGGUGA
Messenger RNA from Desarmillaria tabescens, 1341 nucleotides. RefSeq lists its product as uncharacterized. The record is from RefSeq and is a predicted model, not a curated record. Lineage: Eukaryota; Fungi; Basidiomycota; Agaricomycetes; Agaricales; Physalacriaceae. The coding region runs from base 99 to 1076 and encodes 325 amino acids. The transcript is spliced from 11 exons.